Molecule: messenger RNA, 3458 nt
Organism: Callorhinus ursinus (northern fur seal)
Lineage: Eukaryota; Metazoa; Chordata; Mammalia; Carnivora; Otariidae
Source: RefSeq, a predicted model, not a curated record
AUGUGGAUGGAAGAUUUAAGACCAAUAUGUCUAGUCAAGAGGACCCUUGCGUGGCUACUUCAGUCCAGGAACCCCUGCAGUAGAGGCCAGGGUAGGGACCUGGGUAGCAUAAACACUGAGCCAGGCUCUGGAGUUCGGGACAGAGGAGGGACUGCUGGUUCAACAGCCGUGUCUCACUAUGCUCUUUGUGGUCAGAUUAUGGCAUACUGCAAUAGCCUGAGAGCCCUGGUGGAAGAUUUCCCUACCAUCAGGGACACCUUUUUCAUGGUGGGCCAACCAAAAGAAAAGAAAGGGUUGAGAGACUCCAAGGAGAGCCUCAAGGCUGACCCCAGGAGUUUUCAGCCGCGGCCUCGGUGUUUGCUGUCUGCUGAUGGGAAAGUCUUCCUCAAUUUAUGGUUCCUACCACAUCCUUCUGAAGUGCUGGGUAUGUUCAAACCUCUGCCAGAAAAGGCAGCUUUUCGAGGCUUACAGCUAACUCUACAGCUGUUAACCCCUCUCCAUGACAUUGUGGCCUACCUUUUCAGUUUUGCUAAACUUGGAAAUUGUCCAACAUGCUUUGAAUUUCCUCUAAGUGCUAACCCCCUGAAAGGUGACUGGGGAGGAACUGAGGGCAUUGGGUCUGAGCUUCAAGAGCUGCAGAAAAUGAUUGACAGCCUCCAGAACCCCCAAGACCCUAUCCAGAUGUCCCAGGCACUCCUCCUUCGAAGGGAGGUUAUAUUUUUGCAGUUUGAUGCUGCAGUGAGGCACCUCAUCCGCUUAAGUGUCUCUAAACACAGAGAUAUUAAAGUGUGCUUCAGGGUAUCUGGAGAUUUCUUAGAUACAGAGAAAGCCUCCUGUGAGCCAGGCCUGGCUUAUGACCAUGGUCCUGGUCCCCAGUGUCUGAGAAAUGAAGAGCCACAUCCUCUGCCUGGCCUCCUCUGGGCUACUUUGCAGGUGCGAAGGCAGCACAUAAUAGUGGACCUUAAUUUUAGGCCUUACGCCACACUUUUCUCCUCCUUCAUUGCUCUCAGACGGAUGAUAAGAACAUUUUUGGCAGCUGGAAAUGCUCCUGCCUACCAGUCUGUCACAGACGGCAUGUAUCAUGGAUUGCCACCACUGAGCAACUCUCUUGUGAAAAGCAUUUUUGCUUCACAGCCCAGCCCGCCCCAGCCACUGGAUCCAUGGAGCCUACAGGCAUCUGUGCUAUUCCCUUGGAGAGCAUUUCUGGAAGAUGGAGGACUAUUUCCAGUCAUGAGUAGCAGCCCAGAUACCCUAGAAUAUAAUAUGCAGAUGUGCUUCUGUAGGCUGAGCAACCGUGACCUUAAGGCGGCUCAUGGAGAGCUGGUGGGCGUGCAGCUGCUUUUGGAAGAUGUACUUCUGAGCAGUGAUCACAUGAUCAUAGAGGAUCCCUCCAGACAGCAAGCCACACUGGAUAACUUUCAGGCAGAUUUGUCCAGAGUGCCAGUAUUCAGAAGUCCAUUCCAAAGCAGCCCAAAAGCCUCCAGGCUGCUGAGGGGCCCAUGCAAUGCAGUGAUGUCCUUUGCUUUCUUGAGAUCAUUUCUGGUGCUGUGGAAGCAGCUGGAAUUGCUAAAGGAGCACUGGGGCGGACUCAAACUGCAAGUCCAGGAGAGCGAUUCUGUCUCCUUCCACAAACAGUUCUCAGAACUCUACGAAACUGACAUUCUCUACCCCAGCAUGAAAGCUAUAGCUAGGCGGAUGGGGAAAGAAGAUGAAUUCGUAGGUAUUAUAAUAAGUAGUCAGUCUAUUCUUCCCCCCAAUGGAGCUUCAGAAAUUGAAAUAAAAACCCAGCAGCUUCAGAAACUUCUGGAAAAUCUUGAAAUUCAUAUGAUCCAAGAAGUAUUAAGAAAAGUUAACAGAGAGAUAGCACUAGUGGUAUCAAAAAAAUCCAAGGAGCAGUGUACUCUCCCUCCCUACAGGUAAAACCUUUGGAAGCACCAUGUCAUGAAAGAAAACUUUUCCGUUAGCAGACCACAGAUAGUUGAAAAAUUUAAACAGAAAUUAAUGGAAAAUUACCAGGAUGGUGGACUAGAGAUCACAUUCAGAAAAGACCACCUUGAGGCCUGCCUCCUUUCCUUGGGUUGUGAUGUGAUGGCGAGAGAACACAGCAACUUCGAGAGCUACUCCAUGUGUUAUGAGCAUGUGUUGGAGCAUGCUAGGCAGAAGCUCUGUCAGAAAGAGCAGGAAUUAGAUAUUAUCCGAAGAAGUUCAGAUCCACUUGAAGACAACGCUGGUCAGGUUGCAGAGCUCAGUCCUACUAUGAUCAUGGAAAUCACUGCUCUAAGAGCUCGACUCACAGAUUUGGAACAGGAAAAUCUGAAUCUCAACAAGCAGAUUAGAAAAGAAGUCCAGGAAGAAUACGAAGCCUUAAUCCGAGCUUUGUUUGUGACAUGUGUGCACAUAAAAGAAAAGCUGGAUGAGCAUCAGAUUAAUUUGAUCCAGAAAGUGUGUGAGCUCAUCGGCGAAGUAAGAACAGAAGGGAUUGACAAUUUGAAGGGCCUAAAGACAAAAUGCGGUUCUGCCAGACCUGAUGAAGGAACAAAAGAAAACCCAGCCAAAGAGCAGCUGCAGGCCUUGGAGCAGGACAGCAGCAGCCUGGCUGCACUUGUGUGCAAAGUGAGGAGCCUGGGCCACUAGAGGCUGGCUGUGCAGCAGGCUCGUUUCCAGGGCCAGCUGAACAGGGCAAAGAAGGAAGCUCUGCAAAGUAAAAAAGAGUGCUUGAGCAUCCAGCUUAUGGCAGAACAAGAAGUGGUUUUAUUUCGUCAACAGUUACUGGCUCUAAGGCAGGCCCUGGCCAGGGCUCAGGCCGACAACACCAGGAUGCACGAGCGGCAGGAUAACCAGGCUCGACUGCUGAGAGAGUUGCAACACCGAGCAACCCAGGAGGCUCGCCACCAGCAACAGAUGGAUCUACUGAAAACCCCCAGCAUGGGGGCGCUCUUGGAAGAUGUGGAGCAAAAGGAACAGCACCUGCAGCUCCUGACGGAAGUGGCUAAGAGGGCUUCCAGACUGGGCCAGCUGCAGCAGAAGAGAAGUCAGAGGGAACUCCAACAGAUGAGAAGCCGGCUUGCCCAGGAGCGCAGUGUGAAGCUGGAUGCUUUCCAGAGCGUACAAGAGCUACAAAGUCAGCUUAAUGAUGCCGAGCGAUUGUCUGUCCAGAUGAGCUCACCAGGUGGCCUUAUACCUCGGGCUCAGUAUUCCCUCCGUUCUGCGCCCACAUCAUCCAGACACUCACAGCAACACCUUUUAAAGACUAAUCUUAUGAGCAGUAAAAUAACAAGAAGGAUUCAAAGGCCAGACACUGUACCUAUUAAACACAAAAAAAAGGUCGACAACGUCUUUCUACCCAAUGUGGCAGAAAAUGUUCAACAUUCAGCUUUUCAAGUUCGCACAGCUCCAUCUAUAAUCCCAUAAGGACCUGACUGGUAAUCAUAUAUGCUUUUCCACAUUUUGUUUCCUUG